UCGGAAUGCAGAAUAAAGACCACAUGCUGCAUGCUUACAAUUUUCUCUGGUCUGGUUUUUGCAGAAAUAGGAUCAUGCCUUUAUCUAUAAGAGGCCAUAUAUGAUAAGUGCCAAGACAAGGUGGCGAUGUACUGCAGCUAUGAUGCGAUGCAUUGCAGCAAGGAAGUGAUGUAUUGCAGGUAGGAGGCGAUGUAUUGCAGCUAGGAGGCGAUGUAUUGCAGCUAGGAGGCGAUGUAUUGCAGCUAGGAGGCAAUAUACUGCAGCUAGGAGGCAAUAUACUGUUCCCAGGAGGCGAUGUACUGCACCCAGGAGGCGAUGUACUGUACCUAAGAAGCGAUGUACUGCACUCAGGAGGCGAUGUACUGCACUCAGGAGGCGAUGUACUGCACUCAGGAGGCGAUGUACUGUACCUAAGAGGCGAUGUAGUGCAGCUAGGAGGCGAUGUACUGUACCAAAGAGGCGAUGUACUGCACUCAGGAGGCGAUGUUCUGUACCCAGGAGGCGAUGUACUGUACCUAAGAGGCGAUGUCUGCAGCUAUAACAAGAGGCGUGUAGCGAUGUGAUUGUGGUUUUGAGUUUAUAUGUGCGGACCACCGCCUACACAGAAAUCCGCAAUGGGAACUGAACAAUUUUGCCUGCGCUGGAAUGAUUUCCACUCAAACAUCACUUCAGCCUUCGCAGAGAUACGAGAUGAAGACGACUUUCUUGAUGUGACACUAGUAUGCGAGGGGGAGACGGUGAAGGCCCACAAGCUCGUCCUCUCCGCCUGCAGUCCACUCUUCCGAGUUAUGCUCAAGAAGAACUCUCAUCCACAACCUAUGAUCUUCCUCAGAGGGAUCCGGUAUCCGGAUAUGCUUUCUAUCCUGAACUUUAUGUACAACGGUGAGGUGAAUGUGAACCAGGAGGAUUUACAGAACUUCCUGGCGGCAGCAGAGGAACUUAGAAUCAAGGGACUAUCCCAGGGGUCUUCCGACACAGUGCCAAAGAAAACUAUUGGACUUCCUUCCUCCCUGGCGGUCAGACCAUCUACAGAGCAGACACCAGGACCUCCUCUUAAACGAGCCCGCCCUGAUUCUCCAGCUGGGGGCGUGUCCGCCGCCUCUUCACCCACCAGUGCCAAAUCUCCAGUUCUCCCGGAGGAAGAGGAGGAGAUGAUGGAACCUCCUCAGCUGUCCGUGAAGAGAGAAUUUAAUCUGAAUAAGCCUGGUCUACUUCAACCAGCUAAAGACAGGAAUAGCUCAGUGUCAAGUGUUGGUGGAGGUAUGGAAGAAGAAGAAGAUGAAGAUCAAGGAGAUCAAGGAAGUAAUCUGCUUGACUGUCUAGUUCAGGCCCAAAAUUUUGCCUUACAGCAGGGUUAUGAACAGAAUAUGUCUCAUAUUGCUUCUCAACAGCAACAGCUGAUGUCUGGAAAUUCAGCAGGAACUGAUGGUAAAAAUCUGCUUCAGUUUCUGGGACAGAGCAACAUGAGUAACGCCGCGGCAAACGCGCUAAUGAUGCAGCGCCUGCUCGGAACCGGUUAUGAACUUCAUCCUCUUGGUUCAAGGAAGGAUGAAGAUCCAUUCUCCCAAAUUAAGGUUGCUAGAUCAUCUAAAGGAUGGCACUGUCCUCAGUGUAUACACAUAUCCUCUACCAAAGGGAAUCUCAAGUCACACAUUCUAUCCGGAAGACAUAAAACGUACACUGAGAAACCAUUUGGAUGUCAGUACUGUGACCGGUCCUAUGGAACCAAACAGAGUCUCCAGGUUCAUAUUUCCACCAAUCACAGAGCAGAACGGGACGCAGAGUAUCAAGCUCUCAGUAAAUCCCUCGGUAUGAAAACCUUCCCAGAGGCACAGUUUUAUAUGAAACAGGAGAAUUAUGAGAGUGCUAUGAGUCCGGCAGCCCUUCAGCAGCUACAACACCAAUUACAGCAGGCCCAAGUUUCCCAGAGCCAAGCUCACAGUCAGAUGAAUCAUCAGGGGCAUGCACAGGUUGCAGCAACCCUUGCCUCAUUGAGCUCCCAACCUAACCUGACUAUCCAGGCCACGAAGGGUCCCGGGGACUCCCCCAGGGGCUCCGAGGGAAAGGAGAACUUUCCGUCCUGCAGGCUAGAGGCCAGGGGGCAGAGUAAAUCCUUAGAUCAACAGCACAAUAAGAUGGAACAUCAAUAUCCGGGUAUGGAGGAUAGUGAUGAUGAAGAAGUUGAACCUCCUUUAUAAAUAGCAACCAUGGAUAAUAUCAGCAGUAUAACCACACCUUAGAGCAGUAUCUUGACCCUCCUUUAUACCACAACCUGGAUAUCAGCAGCAGUAUAACCACACUUUAGAGCAGUAUCUUGGCCCUCCUUUAUACCAGAACCUGGAUAUCAGCAGCAGUAUAACCACACCAUAGAGCAGUAUCUUGACCCUCCUUUAUACCACAACCUGGAUACCAGCAGCAGUAUAACCACACCUUAGUGCAGUAUCUUGACCCUCCUUUAUACCACAACCUGGAUAUCAGCAGCAGUAUAACCACACCUUAGAGCAGUAUCUUGACCCUCCUUUAUACCACAACCUGGAUAUCAGCAGCAGUAUAACCACACCUUAGAUACCCUCGUUUAUAUUAUAACCUGGAAACCAGCAGCAAUAUAUCCACACCCUUGAUACCCUCUUUUACACCACAACCUGGAUAAUAUCAGCAGUAGUACCACACCUCAGAGCAGUAUCUUUACCCUCAUUUUUACCACAAAUUCGAAAAUAUCUGAUAUAAAAACCACAUCAUAGAGCAGAAAAUAUCGAUCAAAGCAUUAUUGUGGCAUUACACGCUAAAAGAAAGUCCGGAAGUUACAUUUGUGUUGUACUAAACCUUAAUCUUUGAGUACUGCAGCGAAGUUUCUGCACUUUCAUUUGUACUGCUAUGCGUACCGUCGCGUAGGUUAAAUGUACUCUACACCCUCAAUAGUACUGAACAAGAUUAUUAGUGCUUCAAUAUUUAUUUGAUAUUCCACUGACAUCACGAUAAUAAUUCCAUAAAGCAUAGAAAAUGUCAUCACUAGUUGAAAACCUCAUCCCAAUAAAUGUAAAAAAAGACGACUUAAAUAUUUGAUUAAAUUUGAUGAAAACUGUUGACAUCACAUUUGCCCGUUUAAGGAAAAAAAACUCUUUAUUUAGCUUUAUUAGUUAUCCUUUGUAUAAAUGUAAAUAUAUUCUAUAUUGCCCCACAGUCAUUAACAGUUUUAUGUAUUCUAAAACGCUUAAAAUUUUACUUUAAUUUUACUGAAGGUUUUUAGUUCCUUUUCACAUGAUUGCUAUAAAAAACGAUUUUGUUCUGUAACCUUUCUACCAUCUACCGGUGAAAUCCUGAACUAAAAAUUAUGUAAUUAAUUAAAAACGAUCUGGUGAUGCAACUACAGCUUCCCCUGGGGUGUGAUAAAAAUAUGCAAAAUCUAAUUUUUAUACAAAUCACACAAUUUUUUAUAGGAAUUAACGCGUCGUUAAUAUAAUAACUAAACUGUAUUUUUGACGAAAUUAAACCAAAUUUUCAACAAAUUUAAAUUCACGAGUCUUCAAGACUUUGAAAAAUCAGUAUUGAGUAUAAAUCUCGAAAUGUUAGAAUAUCAAAUCUUCUAUAUUUAAUAUAGAUCAUUUAUUAUUUUUAAUAUAUACGUGUUAUGUCAGCUUCAUGUUUUGUUAAUUUCUGUUUUGCUGUAGUGUCAUCUAUAUACUAACCAACUGUGGUCAUAUUAACUUUGAUACAACUUAAACAUGAUCUGUUUUAAUAGUUUUGAUGACUGCUUAAAGAACCGUAAUGAGAAUUUAUUCCCGAAUUAUUUCAAUUAUUGUGUACAUUGUACAUUUUCCAAGUCGAUGUUAUGUACCAAAGUGAAACCCGCCAUUUACCCUCUGAUUCCCUGAAUUUGCCAAAAUUUUCCACGUAUUUAAUCCUGUAUGUAAUCUAUAUACAUUAGCUAUGCAAUUUGUGAAAAUAUUUUGUUUUCCGUUUAGGCACCAUUUUGUCUGAACCGCCAUUUUGUUUGGUUAGUUAACAUGUAUUUUACCAGUAUAGUUUGUAGACUAUAAAUCUGCCAUGUCGAGACGACAAUAAAAAGUUUGAUAAGCUUUUGAA
Messenger RNA from Eurytemora carolleeae, 4083 nucleotides. RefSeq names its product longitudinals lacking protein, isoforms H/M/V. Gene Ontology annotation, biological process: regulation of transcription by RNA polymerase II. The transcript has 18 exons. Lineage: Eukaryota; Metazoa; Arthropoda; Copepoda; Calanoida; Temoridae. Gene Ontology annotation, molecular function: protein binding. Gene Ontology annotation, cellular component: nucleus. The record is from RefSeq and is a predicted model, not a curated record. Bases 582 to 2198 code for a protein of 538 amino acids.